UCUGUGGGAUCCAGGUACGGUCGCGGCUCCCUCCAUUCAACGGAAAUUAACUGCACAAGUCAUGGCGGCGGGGUGGAAAAGUGGUCAAUUUGCAGGACUGGAGGACGCGGGGGGACUGUAGCUUCCCAGCAGGGUUUUCCACAGAUAACUGGGGAAUAAAUAGAUUUUGGGCGCACAAAUCAGAGAGGAACUCUGACAGAAGAUAAGAGUGCCGGGGAGGACCUGGAACGGAAGAUAAGCGGAAGAGAGUAUGGAUUGCUCCUGUGUGUGGGUCUUCAUCCUGUCUCUGUCUCUGACGCACAGCACUGUCUCAGCCCAGGCCGAAGAAUGCCGUAGUGCCAUAGCUGCAGACAUCGUAUUCCUGGUGGACGAGUCCUGGAGCAUGGGUCCCAUCAACUUCCAGCUGGUGAAGGAGUUCAUUACUGACAUCAUCAAAUCUUUCCAAGACAACGCCGUGGGCGAGGAGGGCAUCCGCUUUGGAGUCACCGUCUACAGCGACGGCCCCAGGAUGAGAAUAGCGCUGACGGACUACGCCACCAUGGAGGAGAUCCUGAGGGCCGUGCGGGACCUCCCCUACGAGGGGGGGAGCAGUAAGACCGGAGAGGCGCUGGAGUUCCUGGUGGAGUCCGCCUUCAGCUCUGCCAUCGUCCGAGAUGAAGCCCCUAAGAUCGCUGUAUUGAUAACCGACGGGAGGUCGUCUGAUGCGAUUGACGGACCAGCGCAGGCUGUGACGGAUAGCGGGAUCUCUCUGUAUGCAGUAGGGGUCAGAGAUGUGGACCAAGAAGAGCUGAGGAAGAUUGUGACUGCACCGUAUGAGGAGCACUUGCUGCUGAGCUCAGAUUUCGCUUACCUCGACAACCUGCUGAUGAAGAUCUCCCGCCGAAUCUGCUUCACCGCUUCCGAGCCCCCCCGCCCUGUCAAAAAGCCUGAGCCUGUGCCCGAACGGAUCAUUGGGCCCAGGGACGUCACGGUCAGUGAGCUGGAGUACAGCUCCCUGCGCCUCACCUGGACCCCUGCCACGGGGGAUGUGACGGGCUACCGGCUACUGGUCACCCCCAUCUCCCCCAAGGGCUAUCUGGACUCAGCUGAGCAGAGACAGAUUGACCUGAAGGGCGAUGUGAGCUCUGUGCUGGUGACAGACCUGACGCCGAGCACGGAGUACUCCUUCAGCACCUACGCCAUCUACCCUGACCUUAUCGGGGACUCAGCCACUGUCACCGCACGGACAACUCCCGUGCCCCCUGUUGCCAAUUUCCGUGUGAUUGAGGAGGGCCUCUUCAGCCUGCGUUUGGCGUGGACAGCACCUCUAAAGAGAAUUAAUGGAUACAAAAUCUUUAUUCCUCGGUCGAACAGACCAGGGUUGACCUACGAGCAGGUGCUGGGUGGCGAUGUCUCUACCCACUUCAUCGAAAAUCUGGAACAGGACAAGAAGUACACCAUCAGUAUCUAUGCUGUCUACCCACAGGGCCCCAGUGAAACCAUAACCAUCAUGGGCAGAACACUGAAACUGCUUCCUGUGAAGGAUAUCCUGGUUCAGAAUGCCACUACAGACACCGUGCAGGCCCGAUGGCAGGCAGUCAAGGGGGCCACCGGGUAUCGCCUCACCUGGUCCUCCUCAGAGGGACACAUCGAGAACGUGAACUUGGGUGAGGCGUACAGCUUCUACAUGAUCCAAGGUCUCCACCCUGGUACAGAGUACACUGUGAAUAUCAACCCCAUCUUUGUGGACAUCGAGGGCCCUGUCACUACGGUGACAGCCAAAACAUUGGAGAAUAGUGCAGUGCAGACUCUGAAGUCCUCUGGUGUUAGCACCAACAGUGCACUAAUAUCCUGGAACUCAGUCCCAGGGGCUACAGGAUACAGGCUGGCUUGGGGCCCCACUCCAGAGUUUACGGGGAGGGACCGUCCCCGCCAAAUGGCUCUGAAUGAGAGCACCACGGUGUACCUGCUGAAGAACCUGGCCCACGACACGGAGUACGUGCUGUCCCUCUACGUGCUGUUCGGUAGCUUAGUGGGUCCCGGGAUCACUGCUACUGUCCGCACAUCGCCUCUGGGAUAUGUGUCCAACUUCAAGAUAACAUCCGUCAGCAGCACCUCCAUCACAGUGGAGUGGAGUCCCAUUGUGGGUGCCACAGAGUACAAACUCACCUGGAUGUCUGAUAAAGAAUCCACCGCCCAGAGCCACUACCUCGACCACAGCAUCUUGCUCUACCGCAUCGAAGGACUAUACCCAGAGACAGUGUACACUGUCAGCAUUAACGCUGUGUACGGAAACAGCGAAGGGCCAGAAAUCUCUCUGUCACAGUUCACAGCAUCACUGAAGGACUCGGAGCUGAUGCAAGCAGUUAAGGAGGUGAAGGUGAAGGAUGUCGGGAUUAACACCUUUAAACUGGUGUGGAAGAAGACCCCCGGGGUUUCUGGCUACAAGAUCUCCUGGAGCCCCUUCUAUGGUGGUGUUGAAAAGAGCCAGCUUGUUCCCUCCACGUCAAACUUCUUCACAAUCACCGGACUCCAGGAGAACUCUGCCUACAAGAUCCAGGUGUCGCCGGCCGUUGGGGACCGAGAAGGAAGCCCAGUUCUGCUCACCGCCCGCACUUUGGAUAUGCCCAAAGUGACUGGCUUCGAGGCGGUGGAGGUGACGGACAACAGCGCUCAGCUGAACUGGACCAAGGUUGCAGGGGCUUCUGGGUACUCUUUGUCCUGGAGACACAUUUCAGAUUUGAAGACCACCAAUGAGGUGUUGGGUCCGACGUUCACUUCCUUUCCGAUCAGCGACUUGCUAUAUGGCAGAACCUACAUAUUCACCAUCCAGCCCCUCUACGGGGAGGUGAAGGGACCCAUAACGUCCAUUAACAGGAGGAUAGUGGGGAAGGUUCCCUCCAUCGUGCCUGUUACGGCUGCUCCUGCCACCACCCGCUUGGCAUCCCGGAACUUGCGCACCUCCACCGUCAAAACUGCCGCAGCCACAGUGCAGAAACUGGACACAAGGCCCAGUCCGAUGACAACCAAAACAGCCGUAAUCACAACUGACGCUGAGGCAACCCCACGACCUGGGCCAGUUUGUGGGAAGAUCAAGGCUGACAUCGUGUUUCUAGUGGACGAAUCCUCGAGCAUCGGCUUCAGCAACUUCAACAAGUUGAAGGACUUCCUGUUCCGGGUGGUGACGUAUUUCCCUGUCGUUGGACCCAAGGGAACACAGUUUGCAGUUGUCCACUACAGCGACGAGCCCAGGAUAGAGUUCCGAUUGAAUGACUUCAGAGACAGAAACUCCGUCUUACGGGCGCUGAAAGCAGUGCACUACACAGGAGGAAACGCCAGAACAGGUCGAGGGAUCAGCUACGUGCUGAAGGAGCUCUUCCAGGAGUCCCUGGGCAUGAGGCAGGACGUGCCCCAUGUGAUUGUACUGAUCACGGAUGGCAAGGCCCAGGAUGACGUGGUCUCCCCUGCCAGAGUGGCUCAUGCCCUGGGUGUCAGCAUUCUGACAAUCGGUGUAGCGAGCGCUGAUAUCGAAGAGCUGAGGAGGAUCGCCUCCCCAGCCGACUACAAGAGCAUGUUCUACACCAGCACGUUCGACGACCUCCCGUCCGUGGAGAGGGAAUUCAUGGGGAGCAUCUGCAGUGAAGCUCUGCAGAUGGAGUACAAAGCGCUGGAUGAGUCUGCGCAGCUGGACACGCCCACUGGAGAUCCAGAACCUUUCACCAAACCAGAGGGUCCCUGCUCGUCCUGUACGAAGGGCCAAAAAGGGGAAAAGGGAGAUGGGUUUGGUCUCGGCGGACUGAGACUGGCCAAGCCGUCGGGGGACUUCAGCUCUUUCGGAUUUCAGUCCAAAGGGGAGAAGGGGGAGAGGGGUCUCCCUGGCACAGAUGGUGUCCCAGGGUUGCCUGGACGACCAGGAAGAACCGGGCCUCCGGGUUCAGCAGGACAGAGGGGCUCCUCCGGGGUUCCUGGCGACUCUGGACCUCCUGGGGUACCAGGACCGAAAGGUCAGAGAGGUGAAAGGGGGGAGCCAGGCUUCGUGCUGGGGGGCGGAGACGUCCAUCCUGGGCGAAAGGGGGAGCCCGGCUCCUCGGGCCCCCAGGGCUCCCCAGGGGUGCCAGGGGUGCCCGGACCACCUGGGCUCCCGGGUCAGCUGGGGCCGCCCGGCCCUGUAGGAAUCACCAUCAAGGGUGAACCAGGGGAUAUUGGUCUCCGAGGUCUCCGCGGUAAGCCCGGAAUCAAAGGAGACAAAGGAGAAAAGGGCUUAAAUGGCCUGGUGGGAUUGCCUGGGCAGGAAGGAAUGGACGGCAUUCCAGGAUUUCCGGGACAAAAGGGAGAGAAGGGUGAGGCUGGCAUCGGAAUUCCAGGUGUCCAGGGAAUAAAGGGGAUAACUGGCGAGAAGGGAAUGGUUGGUAUGCCAGGUGCUGUCGGCCCAAGGGGGGAGACAGGACUGCAAGGAAUCCAAGGAGAGCUCGGGCUACGGGGGAAAAAGGGAUUGAAAGGAGACCAGGGGGAUAAGGGUGACAGAGGAGAUACUGGCCCAGUGGGACCUACGGGAAUAGCGGGUCUUCCAGGCCCCCAGGGAUACAAGGGAGAUGAAGGACUGCAAGGACCUCCUGGGGAUCCAGCAAAAGGGAUACUUGGUCCCACUGGAAAGAAAGGUGCUAGGGGUGAUAUUGGGCCAAUGGGUCCGCAAGGGCCACAGGGAAUAAAGGGAGACCAAGGAGACAAAGGACAGAAGGGCAGUCCUGGGUUUGGUAUUCCUGGCCAACCAGGCCCAAAAGGAGAGAACGGAGAACGGGGUAAUGUGGGGUUAUCUGGAAAACCUGGCCCAAAGGGGCACGAUGGUUUUAAAGGGGACAAAGGAGAGUUCGGCUUCCCAGGGAACCCUGGUCUCGCCGGACUAAGAGGUAAAGAUGGUGACCAGGGAGUCAAAGGGGAAUCAGGAAGUAGGGGAGAUAUCGGCCCACCAGGCGAGCCGGGGGAGAGAGGAGUGAGGGGCCCGUUAGGUCUUCCUGGGCGACCUGGUGACCCUGGAGAAAAAGGGGAUUCUGGGCAAAUUGGUUUAACAGGUAUACAGGGACACAAAGGAGAUAGGGGAGACCCUGGCGAGCCAGGACCUCCAGGGCCCAGCCAGUUGACAGUAUCAGACAACAGUGUCAUAACCAGAGUUGUCAAGGGUGACCGUGGAGAUUCUGGCCGACCGGGCCCCAAAGGCGAGAUCGGACCCCCCGGCCCAAGAGGACCUGAGGGAAGGCCAGGCCCUCCAGGAAGUGGAACGGGAGGAUCUUCAAAAUCAGGGAAGGAUGGAUUUCCUGGUCCGCCGGGGGCCAAGGGUGAGAAGGGAAUGAAUGGAGAAGCUGGCCCUAAGGGAGAAACAGGGCGUGUGGGGAUAGCAGGGAUGCCCGGACUGCCAGGAACCCCAGGCAGACCUGGCAUUGAUGGAAAACGAGGAGUCGCUGGAAAAGACGGUGAACCUGGGCUGCGCGGUGUCGAUGGGAAGGGUGAAAAGGGAGAAUCAGGAAAGGACGGAAUACAGGGGUAUAAAGGAGAACAGGGUGCUCCAGGUGUUCCAGGUUCCCCCAUUCUGGUGAACCUCUCUACAGUCCUCACCCCUGAGGAGGGCUCAAAACUGGAGGACAUGAGAAAGCUCUUUCCUCUGCCGAUGGGACCCCCAGGAGCCAUGGGUCCUCCGGGUAUGAAGGGACACAAAGGUGAAAAGGGUGAAAAGGGUGAUGCAGGCCUACCUGGAAAAGCAGCUGAGAUGAAGGAUAUUGAAGUAUUAUUUGAAUCUUAUGGCAUCAGGCUGCCUCUGCUGAAGGCACUGAUUGACAGGUUACUGCAAGAUGGCAUGGAGGAUCUGCUACAUGACAUCACCAGCUCCAAGAGACAGAAGAGUGACAGGAAGGAGCAUGACUACAAUGUAAUCUCUGAAUACACGAGUUCUGUGAAGUACGACAUUUCAAGUGAUCCGUUGUCUGAGCUGGGUGUAAUUGAUGGAGACAUUGACCCUGAGACUGGCGAAACAGGUCUGCUGUAUGAGAGAGAGGAGGAUCCUGCGUUCUGGAGUGGCGUCACAGCGGAUGAAUCCCACAGGAGGAAUGCCACGGGAUCGGAUCUGACCCGGAUGAAAACCGAUGAGAUUAUGGAGGGGGAAGAGCGAUACAUCAUGACACAUUCUUCCAGGACUAUACAUGAGAUACCGGAAUCUUCUGACAAGGUGGUCACCUCAGACAAGGGCUCUGAUAUAGCAGUGGCUGGAAUGGAGACUCUCCCGCCCAGCAGUGAGGACUCACUGAGGAAGAAGUCCGGCGAGAAAAAGAGGGGAAAGGACCGGGGGAAGGGCAAGGGAAACAGAGGAAGACAUAGAAGAGGGAGACAGCACUCGGGAGAGGAGGAAACACAGGAGGAGCCAUUUUAUGACGGUGAAGAAGACGUUUAUGAAUAUGAGGAUGAACCUCCGUCAGAGGAUCUGUUCCUGACACAGACAGACAGGGUGAAAUUCUCAGCAAAUAGUCCUCUACAUUUAGAGGGAGAAAUUGAAAAGCAGGAGGAUGUCCCAACAGCUGAAUUGCAACACUUACAGGGAGAGGCAGAGGAGGAGGGUGAAUUCCAUACAGCAGGGAGCCUCUAUUCACAGGAGGGCGUAGAGGAGGGAAGCAAGGUCAAUAUUGGACGCAAAGAGAACCGUGUUAGAGGAAGAAGGAGUGCCCCCUGGCCAGAGUACAGAGGCUACAUGCCUGGGGCACGUGGAGGAAGAAAUCGAUACCAGCGGGGACAACAAACUGCAUCCCAGUCUGGGGCAGGAAGAUGGAAAGAGCUGAAUAAGAAGCAGUUGGAUCCGGAACCAGAUCAUCAACACCCUGAACAUCAGACACAGACUGACAUGGAGUGGGAGACAGAGACUGAGAGAAAAACAGAGAUAGGGGAAGAGAUAGAAAGCGAAACUGAAAUUGAGAGAGAGGAAGAGACUGAGAGAGAGGAAGAGAUUGAGAGAGAGGAUGAGAUUGAGAGAGAAAUUGAGACUGAGGUAGAAUGGGACGCUGAGAGAGAAUCAGAGACUGAGAUAGAGGGAGAGACUGAAACAGGGAUGGAAACAGAUACAGAGUACAGUGACACUAUAGAUGAGGAGGAGAUUGAAACAGAGACAGAGGAGGAGAUCUAUACAGACGGGGAGGUAGAGACUGAGUGGACUGAGACAGAGAAAGAGGAAGAUGGAACUGAGAUGGAGGGAGAAGGCUCUGAACUGGAAAACGAGAGAGAGGAUGAUCUAGACCUGGAGCGAGAGAGAGACAGGCUCGAGAUGGAGCGAGAGAGGAUGGAGAUGGAGAGAGAAAGGGAAGAGGAGCUGGAAAUGGAGAGACAGAGAAUAGCGUGGGAAAGAGAGAGAGAGGGGGAGCUGGAGGAAAUGGAGAGGGAAAUGGAGAGGGAGAGGGACCCACACACAAGGACAGAUGCAGAGACACCUUAUGAUUAUUUAAAGGGAGCUCCUGGGGAGGACGGAAUCCCAGGAGAAAAGGGAGAAAUUGGAGAAAAGGGACAAAAGGGGGAGCCUGGGAUAGGCUAUCGGGGUCCAAUUGGACAGGCUGGCCCCCCAGGGCACAAGGGGGAGCCCGGAGAACCAGGACCACCCGGUGCGCAAGGUAUCCAGGGUAUCCGUGGCAACCCGGGUAUCCCAGGCUUUCAGGGUCAGAGGGGCCUACCUGGUGACCCUGGGCAACCUGGAACAGUAGGUGAUCGGGGGAGGAGGGGAAAGAACGGAUCUCCGGGACCUCCAGGUGCACGUGGCCCUCCUGGAAAACAGGGCCUGGCUGGACCAUCAGGGUCAAAGGGUGACAAGGGAGAGAGUGUCCCGGGGGAACCAGGCGAAAGAGGCGUGGCCGGGCUCCCAGGUCGAAGGGGUGAAAAGGGAGUUGCUGGUGCAAAAGGCCCUGAUGGAAAUAUAGGUCCCAAAGGGCUCCCUAGCUCUAAAGGAGAGAAGGGGGACAAAGGUAUGCCCGGGAACAGAGGAGAAAGGGGAAGUCCACUCUCUGUCCCAGGGCCUCAUGGGUACAAAGGCAACAAGGGUGAAAUGGGUGACCAAGGCCCUCCUGGCUUUGAUGGAGAUAAAGGGGAGAAGGGUGAGGAUGGUCCCACAGGGGUGAAGGGACUCAAAGGGGAGCAUGGUACUAAAGGUGCAGUGGGACCUUUUGGGGCUCGUGGGCCAGUAGGACAGAAGGGUGACCCUGGAGAAGCUGGUGACAAUGGAGAAGUGGGUCGUCAUGGAAAUGACGGAAUGAAUGGGGCCAAGGGUUCUAAAGGGGACAGGGGCCUGCAGGGUCAGAAGGGAGACCAGGGUGACCCAGGAGAGCCUGGUUUACCUGGAGACAUGGGUGAAAUGGGAGAGAAGGGACUCCGUGGCUUUCCAGGUCGGAUGGGCACUACAGGCAUGGAUGGUGUGCAGGGUGACCCCGGAGCCCCUGGGAUACCCGGGACCCCAGGUCUCAAUGGGCUUUCUGGACGGAAGGGGGACAAAGGAGAUGGAGGCUUGAAUGGAGAAGACGGAGCUCCAGGUCAGAAAGGAGUGAAGGGAAAUUUUGGGUUUGCUGGGUUUCCUGGAUUUAAGGGUGCGGCUGGGACCCCGGGUGUUGAUGGAGCCCCAGGAUCCGCUGGUCUGGAUGGUGCUGAAGGAGACCGGGGACCCAAGGGAGAAAGAGGCAGGAGAGGACGAAGCAAGCCAUGCCACAGAGGUCCUCCUGGAACCCCAGGACAUAGUGGAGAAAGUGGAGAGCUUGGACCAGAGGGAGCCAAAGGGGAGAAAGGAGAUCCAGGACUGUCUGUAGAAGAGGUGAGGGAGCUAGUGAACAAGGAGCUGUCAGAGAAAUGCGGUAAAGAUUUCCUGCUGACGGUGAACUCUGUGGACCCGGAUGCUGAAAGCAUUAUAAGAGAUGACAUGGAGGAAGAUGAGGAGGAAGAUCCUGCCCUCCCUCACAGCCCUUCUGAUGACAUGGGCAGCGCGAAUAAGGAGGCAGAGGAAGUCACGACUACCCAAUUAACCACAACAACCCGCAAUGCCUCCAACAACCUCACAGGCGGCGAGAGGAGGGGGGGCGAGUGGAGGCGGCGGUACAGGCGGCUCCCCCCGGCCCUGUUCCCAGACCUGACCUCUGACCCCUGCGUGGCGCCCAUGGUGGAGGGCUCAUGCACUGACUACAUCCUGCGGUGGUACCAUCACAGCCGGUCGGGGGAGUGCAGGCCCUUCCUGUACGGGGGCUGUGGGGGCAAUCACAACCGAUUCUCCACCAAACAGGCAUGUCAGAGGAGGUGUGUGGCAGGUAUCACAGAGUCUGCAAGGUGAAAGAGAUGCUGCCAAGAAAACAUUUCAGAUAACUUUUAUUUUUGUAAAUGAAAAUACAUAUGCAGUAUUUGCUUAUAUUUUGUUGUUUUUUUAUUUUAUUGUUUUUUAUAUACAGUGAAUUUGGUAACAGUAUUUGAGUACAUACACUUUAUAGGCAGAUUUUACCUGAAAAGUACACAGAUUAUGAAUAAGCCCAAUUUUAAUGUUAUUAAUCAUGAUAUCAAAAUACCUUUGUGUUCUGUUGCAAGAAAAUCUGUAGCAUCCAAACUGUGUUGGAAGGUACAGAUAUGAAAUGAAGCAACAUUACACUAAACCCAGAACAUGCCUUUCAUGGGUAGUAGUAUAUUGGUUCCAUGGGUUUUUCUCUACCUUGGAUUGUCAGUUACCAAAUAAGUUUCCACGAUGUGCCUAAAUACAUUUUUAAUCAUGAGGCUGAUUCAGUUGGCAUCCCACUCCUUAGAAAGCCACAGAAUGUGCACACUGUCCAGAUAUCAUAUCAUUGAGCCUUUGAGUAUUUAUUUGGUGUCCAUUAGUAGCCAUUCAGAGUGCACAGAUUUGACUCCAAUACAAGUAAUAUUGAGAUGUAUUGAACUAUGAUGUCAGGACCAAAGCGCAGAACAUUUACAUGUGAUAAUUUGCUCAAAUCUACGAGAAUUGAUGAGAAUUUUGUUACAUUCUUCUUAUAAAGAGAACCAUUUUGUUUAUUCUUCUUGUUCUUCUUCACUUGUUUUAUGAGCUUUUAAUGCUGUUACCUGUAUCUCUUUUUCAUCUUGUUGUAUUUAUUUAUCCUCGCUGUUUACUUCUUCUGCUUCUACUUCUUCUUCUCUUACUCAUGUAGUAUUAGCAUUAGCACUGACACAAAAAAUAAAUGUGAACUGAUCAUGAAACCUCUACAGAUCUCUGCGGUACUUCACAGGAGAAGAGGAAUUAAAGUUGAAGAGUGUUAAAGUUAAAAAGUUGAAGGUAAUUGAAUAAUAGAUCAGAGCAUGUUUUUGGUUUGAUUUUCACAAUGUGGGUGGAGACUUAUAAAAAACAGCUUGUGACGAGCUCUUGGGCCCGUAUACGUGUGGCAGGGCUGAACUUGUGCUGUGGAUCUCAUUCCUAAUUAAAAUGUGGACUGUGAACUCAGAACUUUGAGCCAAACAAACUUCUCCACUCCAGCCAUUAAGAGCAGUUAAGAACUGCUCUUAACGAGCAGCAGUGGUCUCUUCAUAACCUAAGAUUUACUCAUCCACUUUCCAGUACUAAUUAAACAAAAAAAGAAAAGUAAUGAAAUGCACUGAAAUAAAGUAUUCACUUUCUUUUGA
Molecule: messenger RNA, 10620 nt
Organism: Conger conger (European conger)
Lineage: Eukaryota; Metazoa; Chordata; Actinopteri; Anguilliformes; Congridae
Gene: col7a1l
Product: collagen type VII alpha 1-like
Exons: 110
Coding region: 251-9313 (3020 amino acids)
Molecular function (GO): protein binding; serine-type endopeptidase inhibitor activity
Source: RefSeq, a predicted model, not a curated record